ACACACGACCACAGACGCACAAAGUGUAUCAUCAUCAUUAAGGCAAUUCGCUGCUUUUGUUUUUGCCAAGGGAAUUUAUUUAAUCUUGUUUUUGCGAGGGGGAGAUGAUCCGGGGCGCGUGGAGUACAAGCCGAUAACCGCAGACUUGGAACAGUGCCUCCGUCUUUGUGGUUAUCAGUUGAAACGGCCCCUGAUAAGUCACUGUAAUCGCGCACACAGAUCUGCUCGGUUACCAGAUACAUAUAUGUAUUUCAAAGGGCCAGUGAACAUGUCGAAGCCAGCCCUGUACUACGCCACCCUGAGCCCACCAUCCCGCGCCGUCCUGCUCACGGCCAAGGCGAUCGGUCUCGACCUUGAACUGAGGCCAAUUAACCUAUUGAAGGGGGAGCACUUGACGCCGGAAUUCCUGAAGCUGAACCCCCAGCACACGAUCCCCACGCUCAUCGAUGGCGAGGCCACGAUCAUCGACUCCCACGCCAUCUGCGCUUACCUGGUGGAGAAGUACGGCCAGGAGCAGCAGCAGCUCUACCCAAAGGAUCUGGUGAAGCGCGCCAACGUCGAUGCCCGGCUCCACUUGGACUCUGGCCACCUGUUCGCCCGCCUCCGCUUCUUGUACGAACCGAUCCUGUACUACGGCUCCACGGACUGCUCCAUCGACAAGAUCGCCUACAUCCAGAAGUGCUGGGAGAUUCUCGAGGGCUUCCUGAAGGACGAUCCCUAUCUCUGUGGCAGCGAUCUGACUAUCGCCGAUUUCUGUGCGGUGGCCACUGUGACCUCUGUGAACGACGCGGCACCCAUCGACGAGUUCAAGUUCCCAAAGUUGCAGGCUUGGCUCAAGAGGCUAGCCGAGCUUCCCUACUACCAGGAGGUGAAUGGCGAUGGGGCCGAGGAACUCAAGGCCAUCUUUAAGACCAAGCUGGCCGAGAAUCGCGGAAAGUAACCAAGCAACUCGCACAUCUUCCAUUUAAAUUUUUAUUUUAAUCUAUAUGUUAUCCCGGCUUCAAUAAACUCUCAGUUCGAAGUUCUACUUUUCGAUGCCAAGA
This is a messenger RNA of Drosophila ananassae, 1043 nucleotides long. It is a transcript of the gene GstE12, whose product is annotated as glutathione S-transferase 1. Gene Ontology annotation, molecular function: glutathione transferase activity. Gene Ontology annotation, biological process: glutathione metabolic process. The record is from RefSeq and is a predicted model, not a curated record. The transcript has 3 exons. The coding region runs from base 245 to 940 and encodes 231 amino acids. NCBI's taxonomy places the organism in Eukaryota, Metazoa, Arthropoda, Insecta, Diptera, Drosophilidae.